Messenger RNA from Penicillium griseofulvum, 1134 nucleotides. Its product is annotated as Carboxylesterase, type B. The record is from RefSeq and is a predicted model, not a curated record. The coding region runs from base 1 to 1134 and encodes 377 amino acids. NCBI's taxonomy places the organism in Eukaryota, Fungi, Ascomycota, Eurotiomycetes, Eurotiales, Aspergillaceae. The transcript is spliced from 9 exons. Gene Ontology annotation, molecular function: carboxylic ester hydrolase activity.
AUGAACAUCUGGGCACCUUCUGUCAAGCAUCAAGGCCAGGAACUUCACGCAGUCAUGAUUUUUAUUCAUGGAGGAAGUUAUGACUCGGGAGGUAGUUCGGCUGCUUACUACGAUGGCACGGAUUUGGUACAGAAUCACGAUGUAAUUGUUGUUACCUUAAAUUAUCGCCUCAACGUCUUUGGAUUUCCUAAUUCACCGGAUAUCGACCCUUCCAAGCAAAAUCUCGGACUCCUGGACCAGCGAUUGGCGAUUGAGUGGGUUCAUCAGAAUAUAGCCAAAUUUGGUGGUGAUCCAAAUAGGAUUCUUCUGUUUGGUCAAUCUGCUGGGGCUGCUUCAGUCGAUAUCUAUUCAUAUGCAUAUCCGGACGAUCCACUCGUCAGCGCACUUGCUCUUGAAUCCGGUACCGCUCCAUUAUUGACUACGGCUCCGGAUCAUCAAAAUUGGAAUGGACUGUCUAUUGCUCUUGGGUGUGGCGUAGGAGACAAGUCCUUCAAAUGCAUGAGUCAGGUUCCAAUGAUGAAGAUUGUCGAAGCGAGGGCCAAGGGUGUCUAUACCUUUUUCCCCAUUGUAGAUGAUGUCCUCGUCUUUUCCGACUAUUCCGCUAGAGCUAAAAGCGGGAAACUAGCACGAUUGCCAACGUUGGCAGGGAUUAACGAGCGUGAAGUUACGGCUCUAUUACCACUCAGUCUGACAUCCGUUGAUGAUACAGCAAUCUACAAAACUACUCAAAGGGUAUAUAAUUGUCCCCUCCGGGAUUCUGUGAGGAUUCGGUUGAGCCAGAAUGUACCCAUUUGGAGGUAUCUAUACCAUGGGAAUUUUAGCAAUCUCAGCCCAACUCCAUGGCUUGGAGCAUAUCAUGGUUCUGAGGUACCUCUGAUUUUUGGAAACUAUAAUAUGUCCACGGUGACCCCUUCAUCCAAGGAAGUUGAAGCCAGUCGCUAUAUGCAAGGAGGCUGGGUUGCAUUUGCCAACAACCCUCGUACGGGACUGAGCACAUAUGGAUGGCCCAGGUUUAACUUCGAUGAGCUAACCUUAAUCAAUCUUGCUCUCAAUAAUACGACCCCGGCAAUCUUUACUUUUGCUAGUUCAUGGGAUAAUGAUUGUGACAGUCUCAUUGCUCGAUCUGAGUUAUGA